This is a messenger RNA of Sus scrofa (pig), 1332 nucleotides long. The record is from RefSeq and is a predicted model, not a curated record. NCBI's taxonomy places the organism in Eukaryota, Metazoa, Chordata, Mammalia, Artiodactyla, Suidae.
AUGAACCACCCGCACGCAGACCCGAGAGGACCGCGGUCAUUUGGGUCCGCAGCUCGGAGACCACAACUGUCGUUCGGACCCCACAACUGCCCACCCCCGGGCGGCCCACCGCGUCGCUGCAGAGGACUUGCACUCCGAGGCUCUCCCUCCCACUUCCCUCUCAGGCCCCUUCUCCACGCCGGGCCUCGAGGCGAGGAAGGCGGCGCGCAGGACCUCCACGUCUCUCGAGGCACAAGAGGCCGGGGCGGCGCCCCAUUACGGCCGCGCGUGCUCAACCCCGCGCCUCCGGCUCUCAGCACCGCCAGCCCUCGCUCUGGAGGAAACGCCUCGUGGCCUGAGGCCCCGGAGCCCACCCUUGCAUCUGGUCCGCAGAACGUGGCCCGUCCUGCGCCCGUUCUCUUCCGAAAAGCCGCGGCCACAACCGAGCCUGCCUCGGCGCCCUCAGACCGCGCCCGGCGACGAGCACCGCCCAGCCCGCGAGUCUGCGGCGCCGGAAUUCCGGACAGGGCCUCUCCGUCGCGAGUGCGCAGGCGCGCAGGGGGCGGGGCAAGUCCCUCGCGGCUCAGCAGGGGCUCCGAGAGGCGGAGGGGACCAGAUCCCCGCGGGGCAGGGCGGCGAGGAAGCCGGGCUCCCUGGCGGGCCGGUUCCAUCCGUGCCCGUAGCAGUGACCCAGUACCUGCCAUGUCCAGCCACACAGGGCUCCUCACCCCUGGGCAGCAGGAAGUAGCUACAGAAGAGAAGACCAUCGCCCCCAGCCCAUAUAACAAAAGGCUGGAAUGAUAGGUUCCCAGGAGGACAGAGACAGACCCCACCCCCUACCCCCAACUGUGGCUCUUCACCCUGGAGCUAAAAUGUGGUGCUCAGGUUGGGCGGCAAGAAACAGUGGUCUGCAGAAAACAACUGCCUGCAUAGAUUAACCACCUACAGGGAUUAACUGCCCUCUGUCCUGGGGCUCAACCCCCUACCCCUCCCUUCCCCCUCCCCUCCUCCUUCUUCAUUGUUCCUGCCACAAGUUCCCACCAUAAACUCCAAGCACAGAUUCCCGCCACAGAUCUUUCUAAGCCUAGCUCCUCCAUGGUGAGCUCAGCCCAUGCCCCUCUGAUGCCUUAAUAAAUCUCUCUUGCUUUACCCCCUUGGCCUUGUGCAUUCCUCCCUCUGCAAACCCAACAGGUUCCAUCAUGGGGUUUGCCUGCUUUCUCAAAGGGGACAGCUCUCUGUCAGCGGGAUACCGAUGGAGCAUGGGGUUCUGGUCUGCUUCUGAGCAGCAUUCAUGAGCAGCCCUGUUGCAAGGGGAAGGGGCCGGGCAAAAGAGAGGGAGCAUCCUUGGGGAGG